AACGCGACCGGCUCGUUGUGCCCGUCGCGGCGCACGCCUAGGCCUGGGCGUCGAGGCAGCCGUCGACGGCCGCAAACCGGCACGCUGGCGAUGCGCGCCACCCGCAAGCCCGGCGCGCAGCGCCACAAGAAGUCGCGCCGGGCCCCAGCGGCAGUCACCACAGCCCCCUCGACGCUGACGGAGGCGACGGCGGCGACGCCGAUGACCGCGCCUCCCACAACGGACAACACGUCGUGGACUGCGGCGGCGCGCGCCGGCGGCGCCGAGGACCAGCGGCUCCUCGCGCGCCUCGCGCAGCGGCAGCGGGCCCUGAGCCAGGUCGCCGGCGUCCUCGGCCAGCUCCAGGCCACGAGCACGGCCGAGCAGCGCGCCUCGACGGAGGCCCAGAAGGAGGCCGAGGACGCGACGCGGCGCGCCGAGCGCGACGCGACGCUGCGAGCGGCCGCCGAGCAGAAGGCCGACCGGGCCGCGCGCGAGCGGCGCGACGCCGAGAAGGCCGCGGCGCGCCUGAAGAGCGACGUCCAGCGCCGCGACGAACAAUUACGGUCGCUGCACGCGGAGCACCAGGCCCAGCAAAGCAAAGUGGACGCGUGGCGCGACCGCUGCGAGGCCGCCGAGGCCUGCGCCCUCGCGCGGGGGUCGCUCCACCGCGCCGAGCUCGCGCGGCACCGCGCGACGCUCGACGAGCAGAACCUGGCCUUAGGGAGCGCGACGGGCGCCUUGGAGGCGGAGCGCAACGAGAGAAGAAGAGCGGAGCUGACGCUCGGCGCCGAGGUCGACGCGCUGAGGAGGGGGCUCGCCGCGGAGCACGACGCGGCGCGGGCCGCCGUCGAGGAGGCCGUGCAGCAGCGCGACGCGGCGGUGACGGAGCGCGACGCGGCGUUGCGCGACGUGAGCCGCCAGGCCGAGGCCUUUUCGCGGCGCCAGGACGAGCGGGACGGCGCCCUGUUGACCUACCAGAAGGACGCGGACAACGCCCUGGAUCGGAGCUCGGCCGCGGCCGCGGCCUGCGCCGCCGCUUUGGCCGACGCGGCGCGGUGCCGCCACGCGGCGGACCUCGCGCAUACGGAGGCCCAGACGAGAAUAGACAGGGACACGGCCGACGCGACGGCCGCGACGCGCGACGCCGCGGCGACCAUUAAAAGAGCGGCCCAGGAGGCGGCGCUCGCGCGGGCCGCGCAGGCCGCCGCGGACGCGAGAGCCAAUCGCAGCGACCUGCAACGGGACGCGGCCGAGGCGAGUAGCGCCGCGUCCGCGGCGAUGCGCGCCGAGGCCGUGGGCUACGCCGCGGACCUGACCGAGGCCAAGUUGGUCGCCGACGAGGACCGCGACGCGGCCAAGGCGGCCUCCAUGCGCGCCGCGCAAGCGAAGGCCGACGCCUUGCGGGACCGCGACAUGUUAGCUGAAGCCUUGCGCAGCGCCGAGGCCGUCGAGGACCGGCUCCGCGCGAGCGAGGCGGCCCUGGGCGCGCGCUGCCUCCAGGAGAAAUCUGAGAGGCACAAGGCCGAUAUGAAAUUGGAGGAAGUCACCAAGGGCGCCGACGACGCAUUAACCGUGGCCGCGACGCAGCAGCGCGAGCGCGAUCUUAAGUUGCGCGAGCUCGACGCGCUGUCGGCGCGCCUCGCGCAGGAGCUCGAGACGCGCGUCGGCGAACUGGUGGCGUCGAAGCAGAGCCUCCAGGAGCUCGAGGCCGCCUCGAAACGCGCGGCCGAGAAGCGGGCCUUACAACGGCGCUCGGACGACGCCGCGGCGUCCGAGCGCGAGGAGGUCCACCGGUCCGAGAAGCGCAUGCUAAGAGCGGAGUGUGAUCGGGCGCUGAAGCGAACUCUGGAUUUGGAACAGGACCGCAAGUCCGGCUUCGACAGGGUACUGGCGCUGGAGGCGGCCGUCGCGUGCGCGGAAGCGUCCAGGGACCUGAAGCAGCUGGAACUCGUCGACCAAGUGGACCGGACGGACAAGGCCGCGGCGACGGUCCAGGAUUUGGUGGCCGAGUGCACGGCCGCCCAGAACGAACGAGACGCGGCGCGCGCGGCGCGCGACGCCGAGCGCGCGCGGUCGCGGUCCCACAUCGACGAGCUGCGCGAGGCCUCGGACAAGGCCCGCAAGGAUUUAGCCAGGGCGACGAAGGCCGGCGCGAAGCGCUGCGCCGGGAUGCUGGCGUCGAAAGACAAGGCGCUCGAGGCGCGCGCCGCGUCCGAGACGGCCUUCGCGGCUUUGAAAAGCGAGCUGCGCGCCUUCACCGCGGCGUCCGAGGGCAUCCGCAAGGACGCGGCGCGGUGCCGCGACGCGGCGCGCAAGGCCGACGAGGUCCUGGAGCGGGCGCGGCGCGCGCGGAACUUCAUCGGCGCGACGGAGGGGCGGACGGCGGACGCGGCGGACGCGGCGCGGCGCGCCGAGGGCGCCGUGAGCCGCGCGCGGGAGGCGCUGGGCCGGGCGCGCCUCGCGGCGCUCGAGGCGGACGCGCGCGACGCCGUCGCGGCGCGCGAGGCCGACGCGCAGCGCGCGCGCGCGGACGCCGCGGCGGCGCUCAUGGAGGCGCGCGGCGAUAGAGAUAGGAUCGCGGCGGCGGCGGCGCGCCACAAGGAGGCCCACGAGGCGUCGAACGCCGCCCUGCGGCGCGCGACCGACGCCCUGGCCCGCGAGAAGGACUACGGGGCUCGGUUGGAAUCGGAGGGCUUCGGCGAGCUCAAGGCCGCGCGCGCCAAGACGGAACAGCUCGAGCAGCACGUGUCCGAGCUGCGGUCGAAGCUGAGGGAAGAAGCGACGAAGAACAAGAGCACGGAGGUCGCUCUACGCGAUGCGGGCCGGCGCCGCCAGGCCGAGGUCGCCUCGCUCGAGGCUAAAUUACGGGCGGCGGAGCGCGCGAACGCGAGUGACCGGGAGCGGCGCGACGCGGAGAGCUCCACUUUGAGGGAUGACAUGGCGCGGGCGCAGCGCGAACGCACGGACGCGCGCGCCGAGGCGGAUGAUUUGCGGAGCGACCUCGCGCAAGCGCGACGGGUGGGCUGCGAUGCAAGGGACGAGGUCGCGGCUCUGCAGCGGACGCUCGACGAGCACAAGCUCCAGAUGGACGAGUUGAGGCGGGAGGUCGAGGACCUAAGGGCGCAGGCCAAGGAGGCGAGCGAGGCUCGCAAGAGCUUUGAGACGGAGGCGCACGAGCUCAAGCAGGCGACGCGCUUCACGACACGACUUUCAUGCGACGACCAGGCCGAGUUCGAGUCCAUACGGAGGAAGCUGCGCGGCGAGGACACGCCCCAGAAAGAGGCAGCGGAUCAUUUGGCGUCCGUGCAGUACGAGGCCCUCGAGGAACAGCCGAAACAACCUCGAAAAGUUCUGGGCAGGGCCCUGGACGCGGCGCGCGCGGCGGCGCGGUUCCAGAAGCAACAGCGCCCGUCGCUCGGUGAGACCGAUCAGGAUGAGGUGACGGCCGCGCCGGGCUGGGACGCCAUGGGCACGAGACGCGCGUCGGACGACCCCGAGCUCGCGGACCACCUGGCGCGGCGCGACGAGGCCAUCGCCAUGGGUUUGGUCGAUGCGCCUCCCGAUGAAUGGACGGAGGAAGAAAGGCCGGAGGAGCCCGAGACCGAGGCCGAGAGAAAAUUAAGGGAGCUGGAAGAGCGGGCCUUCGACGGCGCCGCGGUCCAGGACGAGGAGGCGGCGCCCUGGCCCCGGGCGGAAUCGUUGGCGCAGUCGGCGGCGCCCUGGAACCACGCGCGCCAGCGCGACCGCGCCGCGCGCGGCCUCCCGCCGCCGGCGCCGUUACCCCUGGAGAUCCCCGAGCCCAGCGACCACACCACGGCCCACGGCGAGCGGACGCCGGGCGCGCCGCGGCCCGACCCCCAGGCCACCAUCGACGCCACCGCCGCCUACCUCCAGAUGCGCCGCGACCGCGCCGCGACGAGCGUGCCGCGCGCGGCGGCGACGCCGCCGCCGCCGAGCGAAUCCGCGGGCGACGACGACGCCGCGGCGCGCGACGAGUCCCUCGAGGACGCCUUCGGGGCCAUGUACGCCUCGCGGCCGCCCGCCGGCGCCGGCUCGGCGCCCGCGCGGGCGCGGCGUCGCGGGCGGCCCCUGCCGCAGACGAGUCGGAGCUAA
Molecule: messenger RNA, 4095 nt
Organism: Pelagomonas calceolata
Lineage: Eukaryota; Pelagophyceae; Pelagomonadales; Pelagomonadaceae
Source: the annotation of a GenBank genome assembly